Molecule: messenger RNA, 1216 nt
Organism: Aspergillus sclerotioniger CBS 115572
Lineage: Eukaryota; Fungi; Ascomycota; Eurotiomycetes; Eurotiales; Aspergillaceae
Exons: 3
Coding region: 1-927 (308 amino acids)
Source: RefSeq, a predicted model, not a curated record
AUGUCGGAACAACUGCCAGUCAACCCGAGCAAGUGGGAUGUCGCUGCCCGGCUCGAAAAGGUGGAAAACAAGACUAUUCACAACAUUGAUCUUACUUCGGCUUCGACGAUACAGCUAGAGCAAUACUUGAUGCUUCGGGUUGCUCGGAUUCCACAUGAUACCGAGUUUCGGCCCAAUGUUGCUAUCAGUCCAAUUGCGCAUCGGACCCGUGGUCAACUGAAGAGGGUAGAGGAAGGUGUGAGGAAACUCACAUUCGAAACCCCUACGAAGCCGCCAAGUACACCAGUCUUGAAGCCGGAGCUUGAGCACGAUGAAGUCACUCCGGAAACACCACCUGAGAAGAGGUCCUAUGGACCUCAGGAGCUCCUCGAUCUGAACUUUCCUAGAACGAAAGAUGAGCAAAUCGUGAAUACCGCGCUUAUCGACUUUUUGAAUGCUUUUACGAUCCACAUGAAUGUUCAGUCUCAUUGGACGCUAUAUCGCAAGCCCUUCGUAGCUAAUUUUAGAAGUGCAUCAUUUGAGGCCCGCACUGAUGGGUGUCUAGAAGAUGGAGGUCCUAAGACUUUUGCAAUCGUGGAGGUGAAGCCAAUGGUGAGAUUCAAGCAAUCAAAUCGCAUUUCGAUGCAAGAGGCCGCUGAAAUAGUUGCCUGGAUCAAGUGUGAGCCUGAUCCCGAUGACUUUACGAGCGGUUGUGGCCUUCGUAUUCUCAUUUCCCAGGACAGGCAUGAGAUAUAUCUUACUUUCGCCGAGUACGAUGCCAACUACAUUAGAUACUUGAACAAUACGCUAGGCAAGGAUGAGAAGCCUGGAUUCCUUACUUUACAUGUGUUUGGACCUUGGGAUACCACCAGAGCUGGAGAUGUGAAACAGCUAGGUAGUAUCCUGCUGGCAAUUGCUCUGAGGGCUCAGGAAGAUGCUAGGACCUAGCGCCAUAAGAGCAGAUAGACAAUUGUGCUCGUGGCUAAUGAUGGCCGUUUCUAUGGAGCCAGGCUAAGCGCAACCUGGUCUCGCAUUCAUUCCGUAUUUUUACUCAUCAUAUGUAUAUCUCAAACCUUUCUGGUUACAAGAAAAGCUAUACAGGAGGCAGAGCAUGUUCUGGAUUUUCGUACAUUUACAAGAAUAGUCGACCAGGGAUGUCCAAUCCCACUAUUGGUGAGAUGGUGUAAAUAGCGCCAUGGAAAAGCAAGACUCAAGACCCCGAGUAGGAAAAGACAGG